Molecule: messenger RNA, 3552 nt
Organism: Cygnus olor (mute swan)
Lineage: Eukaryota; Metazoa; Chordata; Aves; Anseriformes; Anatidae
Gene: KCTD1
Product: potassium channel tetramerization domain containing 1
Exons: 6
Coding region: 84-2723 (879 amino acids)
Biological process (GO): protein homooligomerization; negative regulation of DNA-templated transcription
Cellular component (GO): nucleus
Molecular function (GO): transcription factor binding; transcription corepressor activity
Source: RefSeq, a predicted model, not a curated record
UCAUUAAAACACAAAAGCGCUCCGGCGCUGCGGUCCAAUAUAGCGCAUGCGCCCUGCCCGAGGACUGGCAGGGAGACGGCAAUAUGGCGAGAAUGCCUGGCAGCGGCGGCGGCGGAGACUGGAGCGGCGGCGGCGGCGGAGGCGGCGGAGGGGGCGGCGGCGGCGGGGACAAGGCGGGGGAGCGGCCGCCGGGCCGUGUCCGAGGCGCCCCCCGGCCGCCCCGCUACUGCAGCGCCGGCGAGGAGGAGGAGGGCGAGGAGGAGGAUGAGAUCCGGGAGGUGCAGAUAACGGGGGACGAGGAGGAGGAGGAGGAGGACGGAGCCGAUGGGGGGCUGCUGCUGGACGAGGAGGAGGAGGAGGAGGAGGAGGAGGAGGAAGAGGAGAUGGGUCUGGAGUGGGACGGCGAGGAGGAGCCGGAGCCGCUGCCCCCCGCUCCGGGCCCCGCGGCCGCUGCCCCGGGGGGCGUCGGGGGCGGCGGCGGCGGCGCUGGGGGGGCGCCGUCGGAGGACGCGGAGCUGGAGGCGGCCCUGCUGCUGCAGCGUCCCGAGCGGGCGCGGCUGAGCGAGAACACGCGGCUGGCCACCCGCUACGCCGUGCGCAUCUUCCGCGAGUACCUGAGCGAGAAGGCGCAGAGCCCCGACUUCGAGACCAUGGACAAAGGGGCGCUGUGCAGGGUGCUGCGCUCCUUCUACGCCGAGGCGCGCUCCAAGAGCGGGCAGCUCUACUCCAAGUCUUCCCUCAUCAGCAUCCGCAGCUCCCUCAACCGCUACCUCAACGAGCCGCCCUACUGCCGCACCCUCGACCUCACCAAGGACCCCGAGCUGCGCGCCGCCAACCUGACGCUGGCCGCCGUCAUCCGCAAGCUGGAGGAGCAGGGCGCCGGGCCGGUGGUGCAGAAGCAGGCCAUCACCCGCGCCGACCUCCGCAAGCUCUACACCUGCAGCGUCUUCAGCACGCAGAGCCCCUUUGGGCUCCUCAACAAGGUCUGGUUCGAGACCUGCAUGUACUUCUGCACGCGGGGCCGGGAGAACCAGCGGGAGCUGGAGGAGGACUCCUUCGGGCUGGCCGUGGACGAGGACGGCCGCAAGUUCGUCUACUUCAAGGCGUUGGGGCCCUACCACAAGUCACGCUCGUCCUCCUGGAGCAAGAAGCGGGCGGAGAGCAGCGACGAGGAGAACCUGCCCCGCAUGUACGAGACCGGCACCGAGUUCUGCCCCUAUGCCAGCUUCGUCAAGUACCUCUCCAAGCGCAACCCCCUCUGCAAGGCCUUCUUCCAGCGCCCACGGGACCACUGCAGCGAGGGCGACAUCACCUGGUACGAGAACAAGGCCAUCGGCAAGAACCUCCUGGGCACCCGCAUGCAGAUGCUCUCCAAGGCGGCCAAGCUCUCCAAGACAUACACCAACCACUGCAUCGGUGCCGUCUCCAUCGCCACCCUCAACAGCAUCGCUGGCAUCGGCACCAAGCUGGGGGGGCCGCCGCCACCGCACCACCACCACCACCCCCCUCCCCACCACCACCACCACCACCACCACCUCCUCCACCACCCCGCUGGUGGGGGCUGCUACACCCCCGCUGCCCUCAACGGCGGGCCGCGGCCCCGGCCACCCGCCGCCAACCCCUACGUGCUGCCCAAAGACGGCGACGCCACGCCGGUGAAGGCGGAAGCGGCCGCGGUGGCCCCGGCCAAGCGGGCCCUCUACGAGGCGGUGUUCCCGGCGGGGGCUGCGGCCGGCGGCGAUGCUUGCGGGCCCUCGGCCUCCCCCAAAAGACUCUGCCGCCGCCCCGCCGAGCCCCUGGACGCCGCCGCACCCGCCGUGGUGGUGGUCUCAGUGAAACACGACCCCCUGCCUCACCUCCUCCCUGAAGCCAAUGGGCACAGAAGCACCACCUCACCCACAGUAGUUUCACCUGCUCUUGUUUCCCCCACACAGGACAGUCGGCCCAAUAUGUCAAGACCUCUGAUCACUAGAUCCCCUGCAUCUCCAUUGAACAAUCAAGGCAUCCCCACUCCAGCACAACUCACAAAAUCCAACGCACCAGUUCACAUUGAUGUGGGUGGGCACAUGUAUACCAGCAGCUUGGCCACGCUUACAAAAUAUCCCGAUUCCAGAAUCGGCAGGCUCUUCGAUGGCACGGAGCCCAUCGUCCUCGACAGCCUCAAGCAGCAUUAUUUCAUCGACAGAGAUGGGCAAAUGUUCAGAUAUAUCUUGAAUUUUUUAAGAACAUCAAAACUCCUUAUUCCUGAUGAUUUCAAGGACUACAGUUUGCUAUACGAAGAAGCAAAGUAUUUCCAGCUUCAGCCCAUGCUAGGAGAGAUGGAAAGGUGGAAACAGGACCGGGAGAGUGGCCGCUUCUCAAAGUCUUGUGAGUGCCUGGUGGUGCGAGUUGCCCCAGAUCUCGGAGAGAGGAUUACACUGAGUGGUGAUAAGUCAUUGAUAGAAGAAGUGUUUCCAGAAAUCGGUGAUGUGAUGUGUAAUUCUGUCAAUGCCGGCUGGAAUCAUGACUCAACGCAUGUGAUCAGAUUUCCACUGAAUGGAUACUGUCACCUCAACUCAGUUCAGGUACUUGAGAGGUUACAGCAAAGAGGAUUUGAGAUUGUUGGCUCAUGUGGAGGUGGGGUGGACUCUUCCCAAUUCAGUGAAUACGUACUGAGACGAGAACUCAGAAGGACAUCUCGCGCACCCUCCGUCAUUCGAAUAAAGCAAGAGCCUCUGGACUAGAAUGGACAUGUUUCUUUAUGCAAAAAAAAAAAAAAAAAAAAAAAGAUAGGAAAAAAAAAGAAAAAAAAGGGGGACGUUUCAUGUGCAGUUUGGACUCCAAAUAAGUCCUGGAACUAAAAUUGAAUAAAAGACACAUUUAUAUCAAAUAUAGAGACCACACCUGAAUUCAUAUGGGAACACUUGGAAUAGUAGUAAUAAUAAUAACCUCAAGGUGUAAAUCAAAACACACACACACACAUAUAUAUGUAUGUAUGUAUAUGUAUGUAUAUACAUACAUAUAUGUACGUAUAUGUCAAAGGGUAGGAAAUGCAACAACAAAGUGGUAGAUGAGGUUGGUGCUGUGAUGGCCAUUAAGUGUCCUAGGCCUUACUCGGGCCCACUUAACGGUGUACAAGCCAUUACCAUUGGGGAAUACAUGGACUGCUCAUAAUGCAUUUUCCAUUGCCAAACACCAUCCAGUUUUUAAUGUGUACACACCUUGAUUCAACUUUAUUUGCAUAUGGAGGUUUAUGUCUGUCUUUUUUAGAGGUGGAUGGGCAGGCGUUCAGGAGACGACCAUCCAUUGCGUUGGAAAGCUAGUCGACUGAAAUUUUAAAUGUAGUUUGUACAGAAGUCGCACACGUUUUGUCUGCCCUCACAGAUGUGAAAGGUUAACUUUUCUUUUGAAUGAGUUUUUCGUUGUUAUUUUUUGUUGUUUUGUUUUGUGUUUUUUCAAAGGGGGCCAGAAUAAUUAAUAUUUGGUGGAGAUGCUCUGGUUUGAAUCUGCUGCUUUCCUACAAUUUUUCAAAUUUUAUAAUGUAUUAAAUACAAUAAACUCUGUUUAAAGUAA